AUGGAGGCGAGCGCCGUGCAAGAGCGGCUGGCGGCGGCGGCGGGCGAGGCCGGGGGCUUCACGCGCGUCCGCCGGCGGAAGAGGCGAGCGGGCGAGCCGGCGGAGGCGCCCAUGGAGACGGGCGGGGGGCCCCCCCUGCCCAGGAAGCGGCCCGACUUCCCACCCCUGCGCGGGGAGGCCCUCGGGGGUGGAAAAGGUGAAAUGAGGAAAAUUCCUGUACCAGCGAACAGAUACACACCUCUGAAAGAGAACUGGAUGAAAAUUUUUACACCUGUUGUAGAACACUUGCAGCUUCAAAUCAGGUUUAACUUGAAAACAAGGAAUGUAGAGAUAAAGACUUGUAAAGAGACCAAGGACAUCAGUGCCUUGACAAAAGCAGCUGACUUUGUGAAAGCUUUCAUCCUUGGAUUUCAAGUUGAGGAUGCCCUUGCCCUCGUCAGGUUAGAUGACCUUUUCCUGGAAUCAUUCGAAGUGACCGAUGUUAAACCUUUAAAAGGAGAUCACCUUUCUAGAGCAAUUGGAAGAAUCGCCGGAAAAGGCGGGAAAACCAAGUUCACUAUUGAAAAUGUCACGAGGACACGAAUAGUUCUUGCGGACUCGAAGGUUCACAUUUUAGGAUCUUUCCAGAACAUCAAAAUGGCGCGAACGGCAGUUUGCAACCUCAUCUUAGGAAGUCCUCCGUCAAAGGUGUAUGGCAAUAUCAGAGCCGUGGCCAGCAGAGCAGCAGAGAGAUUCUAA
Euleptes europaea (tarantolino) is the source of this 738-nucleotide messenger RNA. RefSeq names its product partner of NOB1 homolog (gene PNO1). Gene Ontology annotation, cellular component: nucleolus. NCBI's taxonomy places the organism in Eukaryota, Metazoa, Chordata, Lepidosauria, Squamata, Sphaerodactylidae. The transcript has 7 exons. Gene Ontology annotation, molecular function: RNA binding. The coding region runs from base 1 to 738 and encodes 245 amino acids. The record is from RefSeq and is a predicted model, not a curated record.